UAUCUAUGACCCGGUGGGACCAUCGCUCCGCCAUUCGUUUGAAGUUUGAUUUUGUUUUCAAGGCAAAAAAAUAAGUCAAGUCCAAUUUAAAUUUUGUUAAAAAUAAAUGCUAAGCACUAAGUGUAGAUAUAUUAUUAAAUGUAAAAUAGUAAUGCUAUUUAAAUGUUAAUUUGUUUCUGAUCGUAAAUCAGCAUCAGCAAUGAAUACAAAAAUUAAAAAAUGUUGUCCAAAUUGCAGUCAGUUUUUCAGCUUGAAGUUGAUAUCUUCAAAACAAAACCCCGAAAACAUACCGCUUUUUUUAAAGUGCGGCCAUUCUAUGUGCGAAAAUUGUAUUACAAAUUUGGUCAAGUUUGAAGAACCCAUAGAAUGCAAAAUUUGUCAUAAAGAUAUGGAAAUAGAAACUAACGAUGUUAAGUUAUUGGUAACAAACAAAUUAAAACUACGGCAAUUGUUUCCAGUCAACAUAUAUAUGCUUGGAGAGUUAUCACUAGAGCUUUUAGAGGCAAAAAAUGAAGUGAAGAAUAGUGAUGAUGAUUGUUUUCUUAAUUUGAAAGCACUUCUUCAGACAACAGAAACAUGUCUAAGUCAAUGCUUGGAAUGUACGAAUCCAACAACUAAAAUGUGUAGACAAUGUGCAACAGUACUGUGUGAGGUUUGUUUCAGCAAAAGUCAUAAGAACUUUGUCAUAUUUAGAAAUCAUGUUCUCCAAAAUAUAGAACCAGAAUUAGCAACAAAUAAUUGCAAAGUACAUGCAGAAAAACCAUUGGAGUACUAUUGCAAGGACUGUUCUAAACCAAUCUGUAUGGAUUGUUUGGUAAUUGGAGGUGAAAAAUCGUGCAAAAAUCACAACUUGGUGUCCACACAAGAAGUUAAUGAACAGCUUUUGGAAGAUUUAGCUGAAAUCUGCCCUAAGGUAGAUGAAACUUAUAGACGGUUAACCAAAACUGCAGUUGAUAUUGGCCAUAUUUUAUAUAAUAUUGAAAAUGAUAGUGGAUCUUCAGAACUGUCACAUAUCGAAAAAGAGGUGGAACAAAGUUUCUCCAAGCUUUCAUCUAUUGUGCAAACUCUUAAAGAUGAGACAGUCAGUAAAAUUGUUAAACUAAGGACAGCAGAGAAAGAAUCUCUAGAAAAUGCUAAAAAAUCACUUGCUGAUUCAAUCAAGAAUGCAAUAUAUGUGUCUAAUUCUGUGAAAAAAUCUUUAAGUGUGGAGAAAAUUAAACAGGCUAACAUGUCUUUGCUACUAGAGGAUGCUAAGAAAGUUGUUAAUAGUCCUUGGUACUUAAGCCAGAAUAAAGGUGAUAUUAAUGUUGUUGUCAAUGAAGAGGCGUGCAACCUCCUUGGAGACUUUAUCCGUUUGGAAGGUGAAAUGGACAGUACAUUUAAACUCCUUACUACUGAUGAAAUAGAUUCAAAUGUUGAAAUACCUCCUCCUCCCGUAGCACCAGUAUUUCCACCAGAGCUGCCCAAAGUCACUAAGUUAACUCCCCAUGUUUUAGAUGUAAGAGUGAAAAAGACUCAGAAUAAUCCUAAUGUUCAAAAAGAGAAUGUGAAAUCUCAGUUGUUCUAUACAAAGGCUCCGACAUACCGCAGCAAGAGUGCUUCCGUCUCAUCCUUGAAUUCACUCAAUAGUGAUUCCUCUUACAAAAGUUCAAGCAUCAGAGAUGAUGGACUGUACAAGCCUGUACACCAAGUGUCACCAUAUCAAGAGAUCCCACAACCUAAGCCAUUGUGUGCAGGUGGUCAAGAACUAGUGUAUAUAUCACAUAUCGUGACGCCGCAUAACUUUUACGUGCAACGAGUUAUUCAUAUGCCGAUGCUUGAAGAGUUAAUAAAGGAGUUUCGAAACGCCGUCUCCCUGCCUAAACCGUCUGUUAACAGUAUUGCAGAAGGCAAGUCAUACUUAGUGUUCAAUAAAACUGACAACCUGUGGCAGCGCUGCCGAGUCACCGGCAUAGAGAAGAAGGACUCCAACAAAAACUUGUACCAUGUCUUUUGUAUGGACUUUGGAAGUACUGAAGUUGUUACUAUAGAUAAACUGCGGCUGCUGUCGCCCGCGCGUGCGCAGUCGCCGGCCCCCUUCGCGGUCAACUGCUCGCUGGCGAACUGCGAGCCGCGCGCCGGCGCCUGGACCAGCGACGACGCGCUCCUCAUACAGAACAUCACCGACAACAAGCAGACGGUGGUGCACAUCCAGCGCGUGCGGUGCGCGGCGAGCGGCGUCAGCGUGGAGUGUGACGUCACCACGUACGAGAACGGCGUCAGCCUGGCGCACGCGCUCGCCUUCCAGGGCCGCGCGCGCCUCCUCAACCACAAGAUACCGUACCCAAAAAAUAUAAAUGCCGGUAAAAAGCCGAAGCUGUUUAUAAACAAUAGUGACUAUAAUUUGAAAACAAUGGAAGAAGUCUACAUAACUAGUAUAAUAAGCCCGGAUCAUUUUUACGUGAGAAAGGUACACCUGCAGAGUGUAUAUGAAAAAUUAUGCGAAGAUCUCGAUCAGAAUUACAAUAUAAACGUUAAAACAGGCAGUAUCUAUUUACCUGAGAAAGGUAAAUAUUUUCCCGACAGCGCAGACAGCCCCGACACCGACAAUGAACUGCACUGUAUUAACACUGAAAUGGUCAAAUACAAGUUUGCUGUCUCUAUAGGAACAUUCAUGUUUAACAAAGAAAAUGUAUUAAAAGAUUGUGUGAUCACAAACAAGUUGCCGGUGGACCAAGAGAAAUCCUCGGAUACACCCAAAAAGAAAACUAAUAAAAUCAGAGUGUUAAAGAAGCCGGAGGAGUUGCCCAAAUGUACAGUGAAAAAAGAACAACUGGAGGCAAAAGAUAAAGGACCCCUCAGAUUAGAGGCGAAAGUACUUUAUUAUCAAUCGCCUUCGCUAAUUUAUUUAUCACUUGUCCAUCAACAGCAGACAUUCAACACCUUAUUUGAGAAUAUACAAAAAUACUAUUCAAAAAAAAAGGCUCAGAAUAAGAACAACUGGAAAGUCGGAGACAAGUGUUGUACUAUGUGCCGACAGUCGCAGACGUGGCGACGCGCUACUGUACUGGACGUGCAAGGCGACGACGCUAAAGUAUUUUACUCCGACUUCGCUUGCGUCGAAACAGUCCCUAUUAACACUUUGAGGGAAUUAACUCAGGAGUUCUCUGCUAUCGGUUACGCUGCUAUGAAGUGCCAUCUCUCCGGCGUUGUGUCCGCGGACGGCGAGGACUGGCCUUCACUCACCAAGGAGUAUUUAAAGGAAUUACUCGAUGCAUACAAAAGAGUAUUCAUAACGAAAAUGGGCAACUUCAAAGAUAUGAGUAUGCCGAUAGAGAUGUGGGUGUACCACACUAUACAGGGCAGCGCGCUCGAGCCCAACACCUCGGAGUGGCGUUGCCUCAACAACAAGAUUGUUGAACAAGGAUUGGCGAUACCUGAUAAAUCUCAACAGGUCGAGACACCUAACGAUAAGGACAAAUCGGACGACAAUAUGUUGUCGUUCCUUAACGUUAAAGGCUCCGUAGAAGAAUGGCUGCAACUGGAACCCAUGCCUACGAAACCUCUUUGCAUCGACCCGUCUGACAACGAGCGAUCUAACGCAUCCUCACCUGAAUGCGAAAUUAACUUCGCUGAUGAUAAAGCAAACAAAGCUAACACCGUCUUCAUAUCUAACUGGAUGCCUCCGGAACCACCUCAAAACAAAGAAUUCGUCGGUGUGCCAACGUAUGUAGAUAAUGAUGGCAUCAUAUAUCUCCAUGAAGUCUCACAGCAAGAAACAUUAGAAAUGAUACAAAAAGCAUUGGAUGUUCGCUUCAAUAAGCCCGAUCAUAAAGCAAAAUACGCGUCGUGGUCAGUCGGCGAGCCUUGCGUCGCCAUGUACUACCUGGACGACAAGUUUUACAGAGGCCGUGUCUUAGAAGUUAACAAAGAAGAUUCAACAUGUUUAGUGCAUUACAUCGAUUAUGGAAACGAUGAAACUUGCAGCUUCUCCAACCUAAGGAAAAGUAUCGCUCUCUAUCAACUACCCACACAAGCGCUUAAAUGUGUACUAACCCGCAUUGAGCCCGUCGACAAAUUCUGGGACAGACAAACUUUGGACUACAUGCACAAAUCGAUCGUGGAAAAGAAAUGCUUUAUAAAAAUAACAGGAAAUCCAAUUGAUGGCAUUUAUCCUAUCGAAUUAACGUGCAAUAAAUUAUUGUUUAACGAUCAUUUGGUCGAAUUUGAAAUGGCGAAGUAUAGUGAUGGAUCGAAAGCGGUAAUAAGGAGAUUCGCUCCUAUCGACAACCAACAGUUCGAACUAGAUGAAACCGCCACGAUCGAAUCGGAUUCUGCCCCGGAUUAUAUUAUCGAAGAGGAUGAUAUUGAAUCCGCCAACGACUCCUAUUGUAUGGAAUCUUUGCAGGGCAAAGAUUGGAAUUUGUUAAUACAGGAGGAAAAAGAUAAAAAGAUGCUUUCGGGAAAAUUUUUAUCUUUUAAAAAGAACGUGAUUGAUAGUGAUGAUAAUUUCAUUUGUAACAUCACGGUGAUAAAUGACUUUAAAUGUUUCGAAUUGUUUAUAUUGCACGAUGAAGCAAUUAUAAAAGAAUACGAGGAUAUGUUUGAAAAGCUGCAAGAGAUUGCGAGCGAUAUGCCGCCUUUGAACGGAAUAUUCGAGAACAAAGCUUGCCUUGCUAUUUUCAACGAAGACGGCCAGUGGUACAGAGCCUCCAUACUCCAGUACAGCAAUGAUACUAAUCAAAUUAAAAUUAGAUAUGUUGACUACGGUAAUAUAGAACUCGUUACGUUGGCUGACGUGAGAGAGAUCAACGAGAAAUUCAUUGAUUUGCCACCGUUGACGGUAACGGCUACUUUGCACGACGUGCAAGUAAAUCCAGCAAUCGAAACUAGUGUUAUUGCGGAGGAAUAUAAAAAUACGUUCUUAGAUAAAGGACCAUUUAAUGUUAAAGUUAUUGAUAAUGUAAACGACAUUCCUUCGGUGGAGUUGAGAAAUGAAAAAUCAGAAUUAGUUUAUAAGGACCUUAUUGAAAAUAAUAUUUUCUUACGUUCUAGUGAUGAGUGACUGGCCUUAGCUGCCUAUGUUAAAAUUUGCAUAUAUUAUGCUAUUAUCGUUAUGACAGAAUUUAAUUUCGUUAUUUGUUAUCUUUAAGGCUGAUUUUUUGUUCUAUAUCUGAGAUAUCUUUGUAGCAAUGAAUACAAAAAAUUAAAAUUACAAAA
Messenger RNA from Papilio polytes (common Mormon), 5199 nucleotides. RefSeq lists its product as uncharacterized. The coding region runs from base 200 to 5044 and encodes 1614 amino acids. NCBI's taxonomy places the organism in Eukaryota, Metazoa, Arthropoda, Insecta, Lepidoptera, Papilionidae. Gene Ontology annotation, molecular function: zinc ion binding. The transcript has 21 exons. The record is from RefSeq and is a predicted model, not a curated record.